GUCCCUGCUUGUCUCGAUCGGAUCAGUGUGUGUGUGCUUCGGUGUCCUCACUCACUGUGGUGCCAGAAGAAGAGAAAGACAGUCAACAGCACCGAAGAUCCGGCAACCAGCCCCGCAACCAAACCGUUGCCGGAUUGCAGCUCGACUGCUCGGGCUUCUCCAGACGUCGACUUGAAGUGCCCGUGGCCUGGCUUCUGUUCCAGAAGGGCCCUAUAGGCCAGCUGCAGGUUGAGUGCCGGAUCUGCCUCGGCCACCAGGACAGAUCCGGAGAGCAGCAGCGGCAGCAUGAGCAUCCAACCAAGGCCCAUGGCGACGGUGCGCUGCCGCCAACACGCCGGAGGGAUUUUGAGCGGCG
Messenger RNA from Vitrella brassicaformis, 355 nucleotides. The record is from the annotation of a GenBank genome assembly. Lineage: Eukaryota; Vitrellaceae.